UCUAAGAAAUCUCUGCUUUAAAAAAGAAAUAGAAAGGAGAAGAGAAGACUGUAUUCAAGGGGCUGUCGGUGGUAAAUUUGUAAUUUCAACACACUGAAAAUUACAACUGAUAGCAAUUUGCGGGCGGCAAUGAACCGAAGAUGAAACAAGAAAAAAUAAAUGACAGAGAAAGAUGCGUCUCAACUCUCAAAGCUCACUCUUAUAAUUCUCACUCUCACACUGUCAUUUCCCACUUUUCAUUGCCUACAUAAUAAAACAAAACAGACCACAUAGUAAUUUCUUCUGAAAUCCCCACCUUUCCCUUCUCCAAUCUACCUUUACGUGGUUUCUACAUUUCCUUUUUUUUUUUUUGUAUUUAGGUUGUUGAAAUUUCUUAGUAGGUCUUUGAGGUCUUUUGUUAGUCUUUCUUUUUUGGGGAAAGAAUUGUUACCCGUUUGAGCAAAAGCUGAAAUGGAAACUGGGUCAAGUUCAGAUUCUCAAGAAAAGGCAGAGACUUUAAGAGGAAAAGGCAACAAGCUCGGUUCAAUGUUACCAAAGAUCGAACCUUUCGUGCCUAAAAAAGAUCAUAGCCCAAGAGAGUUAAGAUCUUGGGCUAGAAGAACGGGUUUUGUUUCUUACUUAUCUGGAGAAACCGGCAGUGUUAGUUCCACUGAAAAAUUAAACAGUUCCACUGGGUUACAUGUGGAAAGAGGUGGUCGUGAUCAAAGAGCAGGUGGGUCAUCUCCAAAAAUCGAGAUUGACCCGGUUUUGGGCCGGACUAGACCCAAUAGGGAGAUUGAAAUUGAAUUGGAUUCCGGUUCUGGGUCAGGGUCGGGUUCCGGGCAAGGAAGGAGGACAGUUGCAGAUGAGAAUGGGAAUGGUUCAGGGAAGAAAGUUGAGAAAAGAAUUGGGUUAAACGGGAAUGUGAAUGGGAUGGGGAAUAGGAAUGGGAAUGGGAAUGGGAAUGUGAAUGCGGUGGAAAAUAGGAAUGAGAAUGGGAAUGAAGUGCCAGGUGUUGCAUCAGUAGUUGCUGAACAGAAGAUUGAGGAUGCAAAGGGUGAAAGGGAUGUGGAAUAUGGGAUGCAUCCAGGAAGUGAAGAGCAGGGUCGUGGUGGGUGGAGUGGUCAUCCGGGGUUGAAGGUUGGGCUAAGAGAUAAUCCGGGUUUUGGAGCACUUAUAUAUUAUGGCCUGCAACACUUUUUAUCAUUGACGGGUUCGCUUAUAUUCAUUCCAUUGGUAAUGGUACCAGCCAUGGGUGGAACAGAUAAAGACACUGCUACUGUGAUUUCUACAAUGCUGCUAGUUUCUGGCAUUAGUACAAUAAUGCAUUCCUACUUUGGUACCCGGCUUCCAUUAGUUCAAGGAAGCUCAUUUGUCUAUCUGGCUCCAGCACUAGUUAUCAUCAAUGCUCGGGAUUAUCGAAAUCUCACAGAACAUAAAUUCAGGCACAUAAUGAGAGAGCUGCAAGGAGCUAUUAUUGUUGGUUCAGUAUUCCAAAGUAUCUUGGGAUUCAGUGGUUUGAUGUCACUUUUACUGAGAUUGAUUAACCCAGUUGUGGUUGCACCAACUGUUGCUGCUGUGGGUUUAGCAUUCUUUAGUUUUGGUUUUCCACAAGCUGGUAGUUGCGUGGAAAUUAGUGUUCCCCUGAUAUUGUUGGUUCUUAUAUGUUCCCUGUAUCUUCGAGGAAUAUCCAUCUUUGGGCAUCGAUUAUUCCGAAUAUAUGCAGUUCCCCUGAGUGUUAUGAUUACAUGGACUUAUGCAUUCUUUCUGACGGCCGGAGGAGCUUAUGAUUACAAAGGCUGCAGUUCUAACAUUCCCAGUUCAAACAUUUUAGUUGAUGAGUGUAGAAAACACGCAUAUACCAUGAAGCAUUGCAGAACUGAUGUUUCAAAUGCAUGGAGAGAUGCUGCAUGGGUCAGAAUUCCCUAUCCUUUACAGUGGGGUGUCCCUAUCUUCCAUUUCAGGACAUCUCUGAUCAUGAGCAUUGUGUCACUAGUUGCAUCAGUGGAUUCGGUUGGAACGUAUCACUCUGCAUCUCUGCUAGUCAGUUCGAAGCCUCCAACUCCAGGAGUAGUCCGCAGAGGCAUUGCAUUGGAAGGUUUCUGUAGCAUGCUGGCUGGACUUUGGGGUUCUGGUACUGGCUCAACAACUUUGACAGAAAAUACACAAACGAUAAAUAUAACAAAAAUGGCAAGCCGAAGAGCUGUGGUAUUUGGAGCACUUUUCUUGAUACUCUUCUCCUUCGUAGGAAAAGUGGGUGCAAUUCUUGCUUCAAUACCACUGUCCUUAGCUGCUUCUAUUUUGUGCUUCAUGUGGGCCCUUGUUGUGGCUGUAGGCCUCUCAACCUUGCAAUACACUCAAACAGCAUGUUUUAGGAACAUAACCAUAGUUGGGGUGUCCUUGUUUCUUGGUUUAUCCAUUCCUGCCUAUUUCCAACAGUACCAACCUGAGUCAAGUUUGAUACUGCCAGGUUAUUUUGUUCCUUAUGCAGCUGCAUCAGAUGGACCAGUCCACACUGCUAGUGAACAACUUAAUUUUGCUAUAAAUGCACUCAUGUCUAUGAGCAUGGUGGUUACACUCUUUGUAGCAUUUGUACUCGACAACACCGUGCCAGGCAGCCAGCAAGAACGAGGGGUGUACAUCUGGUCUCAUUCUGAAGAUGUGGCAAUUGAUCCAUCUUUGCAGGCAGAUUACUCUCUCCCCGGAAAAUGUGCCUCACUUUGUUGUUCAAGAUGUUUGCGUGCAUGAUAUUUUAGCAGAAGA
Molecule: messenger RNA, 2742 nt
Organism: Durio zibethinus
Lineage: Eukaryota; Viridiplantae; Streptophyta; Magnoliopsida; Malvales; Malvaceae
Product: nucleobase-ascorbate transporter 11-like
Biological process (GO): transmembrane transport
Cellular component (GO): membrane
Molecular function (GO): transmembrane transporter activity
Source: RefSeq, a predicted model, not a curated record